This is a messenger RNA of Gossypium arboreum, 868 nucleotides long. RefSeq lists its product as uncharacterized. The record is from RefSeq and is a predicted model, not a curated record. Bases 224 to 766 code for a protein of 180 amino acids. Lineage: Eukaryota; Viridiplantae; Streptophyta; Magnoliopsida; Malvales; Malvaceae. The transcript is spliced from 3 exons.
UAGCCCACUCCAGGAUUGGUCUUCAAAGAACAAGGCCAUGUUCUGCUAGUCCAUGAAUUUAUUGAAAACCAUGAUAUGGAGGUCCAAUGGAAGAAACCCAAAACGCUAAUGGAAGAUUGAAGAAAAGAAAAAGAAAAAAAGAAAAGAAAAAGGAAAAGGUGAUAUACUCAUAGAGAAAGAUUCAUUGAUCGACGGAGAAGAAGAAAGGAAAGGACCAGAUGCCAUGGACCGUAUGGACGCCGACAUGAUGGAGACGGAGGCCACCACCACAGCCGCCGCCGCCGCAGCAGCAGCAGCAGCGCCAACUCAGCAGGUAGGACAGAAUGAUAUUGGUAAGGACCUGCUUACAAUGGCUCGUAAUCUUAUUGAUCAAGGCAAACCUUCUCAGGCUCUUCAAGCGGUGGUGAUGGCUGUAAGAACUAGAGGCGGCGAUGAAGCUGUGUUUCAGUCAUUGUACCGUGCUCGUGAAGUGUACAGAACUAAGCUGCAAGAGAGCACGGCAGUUGAUCAGAUGGCUUCUCUGUUUGCUGAGUGUGCAAUAGCUGAAGCACAGCCUUUGAAAACAGAACCAGUACCAUGCAACCCCAAUGAUCCAACGGUUGCAUCAGAUGCUCACGGGACUUCUAUACUUGCUGAAACAGGUAGAAUGCAAAUCGUACUGGAUGCAUUCUCGGAUGGAAGCAGCUUUAUCUGUUUACAGUGCGGUGGUCUCGUUAGUAAUCAUCGUAAAGAUGAGCAUUAUGCAUACUGGUGCUGCAAUAUGUAAAUUUGCUCACUUUAUAGAACCUCUUGCAAUGCUUGCUAUGAGACUCAUGACAUUGGUGUACCAUUUGAUAAUCAGUAUAAAUUGUCAUUUUACCAAUCAAAA